This is a messenger RNA of Hippopotamus amphibius kiboko, 2208 nucleotides long. Its product is annotated as transcription factor SPT20 homolog. The record is from RefSeq and is a predicted model, not a curated record. Gene Ontology annotation, cellular component: SAGA complex. Gene Ontology annotation, molecular function: transcription coregulator activity. The transcript is spliced from 3 exons. Lineage: Eukaryota; Metazoa; Chordata; Mammalia; Artiodactyla; Hippopotamidae. Gene Ontology annotation, biological process: regulation of transcription by RNA polymerase II. The coding region runs from base 1 to 2208 and encodes 735 amino acids.
AUGCAGCAAGCUCUAGAAAGAGCUUUGGAUCGUGCAGAGUAUGUCAUUGCAAGUGCCCAACAGAGACCUCCAAAAAGGAAAUACUCAUCUAGUGGGGAAACGUCUCUCUAUGAAAAACUUUAUGACAUUUAUGCCGAAGAAUGUGAAAAAGAGCCUGAGGUUACGGAGGAAUUAAGAAGCAACGUGAACCUGUUAGAAAAGCUUGUUAGGAGGGAGUCGUUGCCAUGUUUGGUGGUCAGCUUGUACCCAGGAAAGAAGGGCUAUUCUCUGGUGCUCAGGGGGGGAAAUGGAUCAUCUACAGAGACCGUGUGGCUGCCCUAUGAAGAAAGGGAAUUGCUCGAAUACUUGGAUGCAGAAGAAUUACCUCCUGUUUUGGUGGAUGUCCUGGAAAAGUCUCAGGUUAACGUUUUUCAUCAUGGGUGUGUCAUAGCAGAAAUACGGGACUACCGGCAGUGCAGUGACAGGGAACGUCCCGGCUACCAAAGCAGGCAUAUCCUCUUACGUCCCACGAUGCAGACUUUAGCCUGCGAUGUAGAGGCCAUAGCGAGCGAUCACCAGAAUUGGACCCAGGAGGACAAACUUUUGCUUGAGAGCCAGCUGAUCUUAGCUACAGCUGAACCACUGUGUCUAGACCCCUCUAUAUCAGUAGCCUGCACUGCAAACAGACUGCUCUAUAACAAGCAGAAGCUGAACACUCUUCCUAUGAAAAGGAGCUUCAAGAGGUUUUCUACGGCCUCUCUGAAUCAGCAGGAGGAGCUGUCUCAUUGCCCACCUCCUGCUGAACUCAGAGCCCUGACUUCUUGCAAAAAAAUAAGAGAAAGUAAAACAGGUGAGGAUUAUGGCCUCAAAAUUUCUGAAGCAGGAAACUGGGUAGAUAUGUGGGAACAGAGACCCUGUGACUUAGCCAUACCUUCUGAAGUGGACGUGGAGAAAUAUGCUAAAGGGAAGAAGUCUGUCAGAUAUGGUGACCCACAACCAAGAGUCUGGCCAGUGCAUGAGGUACAAGAUGAUUCUGUAUUUGGAUGUGAAGAGGACAAUCUGUCCCAGAUAACAAAGCUGGCCUUCAUGCAGUCGCUUAAUGAUCCACUUACCUCUGGAAAAAGUAGGUCCCAUAAAAAAGUCAGAUGUGAGAGACAGCCGUUUCCCCCCCACUCCUCCAUAGACGACCAUUCUAAUAGUUUCAUGCUGGGGCCAAAAACCGAUGCUGGGAGAGUGGUCAGUUGGCCUGAGGAAUUCGCCCAGAAGAGCCCCCAGUGUCCAGUGCAGAUGUCACACAGCUCUGGUGAAUCAGCUGGUCUCAGACAACCUUCUCCAGGGAAAGAACCAGAACAGCCUAAGAUUGGGUCGGUUCAGUCUUCAGUGCUGGGCAAGGAAGCCAAACAUCCACCUCUACCCAUCAGAUUUGUCUUGAACUCAGGAAAGAGCUCCAGGGAUGACAGUUUCACUUCACAGCAGGCAAGCAGCUCUCAAAAAUCUCCAUUUCUUGCCCCUGCUCCUAAGCCACCAAGUCUUCCCCAGAAAUCCUCUGUGGAGGUGAAUCAAGUUAGCUUGCUUCCUGCCAUGGCCCUGUCCACUGUGGGCUCAUCACAAAGGACCGAAGUUUUGGCCAAAUCAUCUGACCUGAACAUCACUAAAGUGGAGUGCCCUGGUGGAGGAGGCCAGCCCUUAGGGAGGUGCGCCAGUCCCAUGCAGGGCUCUACCACCGGGGCACAGCUCCUGCAGGAAUCACGCCCAGUCAGCUGCCCACAAGGAUCAAGCCUGACUGGUCCCCUGUCUGCGGGAGCUCAGCCACCAAAUGCGCUGCCUGCCGCACCGCCAGCUCCUUCUCAAGGAGGUGUUCAACUUCUUUUUAAAAAUGUUUUCAAUCUCACGCCCUUAGGUCUACUCCAGCUUCCACCAGGCUCACUCAUUUUGAACACCCAGCAGCAGGUCCAGGAGCUGCAGCAGCAGCAACAGCAUUGGCUCUGUCAGCUGAUUCCACAGCAACAACUUCAACAACCCACAACUUCGCAUCCUCAACAGCCAGUACCACAGGAUCCUGUACAAGGUUCAGUCAGUCAAGUGGCCUUAUCUACUCAGCAAGCCAUGCUCCUUAACUUUAGCGGAGUGGAGAGUUUUCUGCAGCCCCAGGCAGCUGCAGUUCAGAAUCUUGCAGCACCCAGUGGCUGUGACAGUAGCAGUUCAGAUAACUCAGCCACAUCCCCCUAG